AUGGACCAGUUACUGCAUCAGGUUGCCUCCAACAUGGAGAAGCAGCUGGAUAAUGAGAUUGAGAGGCUGGAGACGAUGGAUUCCAGUGACCUGGAAGCUAUCAGACAGCAGAGGAUCGCAGAGAUGAAGAAACGCGCCAAGGCCAAGCAGGAGUGGGUAGCUAAUGGCCAUGGGGAGUACACAGAAAUAGACGGCGAGAAAGAGUUCUUCACAGUGUGCAACAAGAGUGAGCAUGUGGUCUGUCACUUCUACAAGAGCGACACUCCUCGCUGCAAGAUCGUGGACAUGCAUCUCAAAGUACUGGCCAAGAAACAUGUUGAGACGCGGUUCGUCAAGCUGGACGUUGAGAGGGCUCCGUUUUUGACUGGUCGUCUGAAGAUCCGUGUGAUCCCCACGAUAGGGCUGGUGAAGGACAACAAGACUAAAGACUUCAUAGUCGGGUUCACUGACCUCGGGAACAGAGACGACUUCUCCACUGAGAUGCUGGAGUGGAGGAUAGCUAGAUCAGACAUAAUAGAAUACUCAGGCGACCUCCUCGUCCCUCCGGAGGAAGCUCGCAAGGCGCGAAAACUGCAGAUACAAAACAAAAAGACUAUCAGAGGUACUCCGGACUCCGACUCAGAUUUAGAACUCAGCGAUUAA
Spodoptera littoralis (African cotton leafworm) is the source of this 642-nucleotide messenger RNA. Lineage: Eukaryota; Metazoa; Arthropoda; Insecta; Lepidoptera; Noctuidae. The record is from the annotation of a GenBank genome assembly.